UGUCAAAAAAUAGAACAAAAUGGCGGGAAUUGUUUUCGUUUGAGUUGUUUUUGUUGUCGAACUAUUAUAAACUUCAUUUUAAUUUAUAUUUUGUAUAUAAUUCUUAUAAAACACGUAACAAUUUAAGAUGGCAGACAACGAUUUAGCCGACUUAAGGAAACAGUGUAUAACUAGCCUUUAUUUGUGUACAGACAAUGUCGCAAAAUAUUUAGAUAGUGAAAAAGAAGCUGAGUUUGAUAAACUUAAGUUGUGUGUCCAGCAGUAUUGCACUUUAGAAGCCCAACAAGAUGUUACCAUUGAAGCUAUGGAGAGAGCAAAGAAUGAGACUGAUACUUCAAAUGUGGAUACCCUGGAGGAGAGGUUCCACGCUCACUUGAGUAAUUUAGCAGGGAAACGGCUCAGGGUUGACAAACAUCCCUAUAUGACAGAAUUCAAUAAAAGAUUCCAAAAGGGAUUGGAGAGUGCUGCACGUAAUUUAGAUGAAUCAGAUUUGGCCAUUACUGAAUCACAGGAGCAGUAUUUGGAUCCUAUAACAAAAAGACCGGUGACUGAUCCAGUGAAGAACUCAGUUUGUGGGCACAUCUAUGAGAGAGCUUCUAUUAUAAAUUUAAUUUCUACAAAACCUAGAUCUAAAUGUCCAGUGGCAGGAUGUGGCAACCGAGGGCCCAUAACACAUGACCAUUUAAUAUCUGACGAAGAACUCAAGUUCCGUAUGACCAUCACCAAACAUUCCACUAUGAUACAAGAACGAUCCAUCAUGAAUUUAGAUGAAACUAUGUAAUACAGCCUCUUUGGCUAGUCUUGACCAUUCAGUAAAUACCAGACUAUACUUGAUUUUAUUAGCCCUUGGCAAAUACAUUUCGUCCAAUGCUAGUACAUUAAGCUACUAUUAACUGACGAAUUUCUGCAAAAGAUUUUUAAUUUUGUUACUAAAUUGGUAUUAUGGUGGAUAUCACUAGAAUACAGAACUGAUUUUUGAUGAAUGGAUACCAGUUCAAAUUGAACAAUACAGACUUAAAAGGUGACAAUCAUAGCAAGUGUGCAAGGAUGUACAAUAUUAUGUAAAUAAUAGAAAUACAUUUCUUU
This is a messenger RNA of Spodoptera frugiperda (fall armyworm), 1086 nucleotides long. RefSeq lists its product as uncharacterized. The transcript is spliced from 5 exons. Lineage: Eukaryota; Metazoa; Arthropoda; Insecta; Lepidoptera; Noctuidae. Bases 128 to 781 code for a protein of 217 amino acids. The record is from RefSeq and is a predicted model, not a curated record. Gene Ontology annotation, biological process: double-strand break repair via homologous recombination; protein ubiquitination; protein sumoylation. Gene Ontology annotation, cellular component: nucleus; Smc5-Smc6 complex. Gene Ontology annotation, molecular function: SUMO ligase activity; zinc ion binding; ubiquitin-protein transferase activity.